AUGUGCGUAGACUCGAAAGGCGAUGCCAACAAGCCCGUCGAUUUGUGGCAGUGCCACCAACAAGGUGGCAAUCAGUACUGGAUGCUCAGUAAGAUCGGAGAGAUCAGAAGAGACGAGUCGUGCUUGGACUACGCUGGUGGCGACGUAAUCUUAUAUCCAUGCCACGGAUCUAAGGGCAACCAGUAUUGGAACUACGACCAUAAAACUAAACAGCUACGGCAUGGUAGCAGUAGAAAGUGUCUGACCAUCAAUAGCACCAAAGACAAGCUGCUCAUGGAAGAAUGUGACUUAAUGUUGCCCAAGCAAAUGUGGCAGUUUGAAAACUUUAACGCGACGUUGGCCACUGAGGACAGUCACAUGAGGCAUUAA
Macrosiphum euphorbiae (potato aphid) is the source of this 369-nucleotide messenger RNA. Lineage: Eukaryota; Metazoa; Arthropoda; Insecta; Hemiptera; Aphididae. The record is from the annotation of a GenBank genome assembly.